AUGGCGCUGGCUCGCAAGCCGGCGAAGCAGGAAAUACGUGUUUGGUUGGUUUGGUGUUUCGAGCAUUGCUUGAAGCACGAGCAAAGUGAUGUGCGCAAGCAAUUGAAGCAGUGUGCAGCCUCUGUUCCUGGAUGCAAGUUCGUGUGUCACAAGAAGUCCAUGGACUUCCUUCGUUGGUUGGAAGGCAGGGCGGGAAGCACGUUGCUCAUCGCGGACUGGCGAGAAGCAAAGCCAAUCAUCGAAGACUUCAGCAAGCAAAGCAAAAGACACAAUCUCCACCUCUAUGUCGUUGCGCGAACAGAGAAAAUUUUUCACCGCGCAUCUUGCUGGGCAGGCGAGCAGAGCACAGGAGGACAGAUUGUGGUAACGCUGGGCUUGUCGGUUGAGGCAACAGAGAAGUUCAUCGCACGGUACACAGAGAUGGACGAAGAGCUGCCUGUGCCAAUGCCUUUGCAGACCACAAGCAUGGAUACCCGCUGCUUGUUGUCUCUGCCUAGCCUUCUGAACGCAGUUCGCGACCCAGUUCAGGCUGACAGACUUGAGAAGCUUAUCCAAAACACGAUGUGGCAAACAUACGAAGACUGA
This is a messenger RNA of Symbiodinium sp. CCMP2592, 585 nucleotides long. Lineage: Eukaryota; Dinophyceae; Suessiales; Symbiodiniaceae. The record is from the annotation of a GenBank genome assembly.